Messenger RNA from Neltuma alba, 1228 nucleotides. Its product is annotated as ethylene-responsive transcription factor WIN1-like. Gene Ontology annotation, molecular function: DNA-binding transcription factor activity; DNA binding. NCBI's taxonomy places the organism in Eukaryota, Viridiplantae, Streptophyta, Magnoliopsida, Fabales, Fabaceae. The record is from RefSeq and is a predicted model, not a curated record. The coding region runs from base 77 to 775 and encodes 232 amino acids. The transcript is spliced from 2 exons. Gene Ontology annotation, biological process: regulation of DNA-templated transcription.
CCCUCUCUGUUCCUUCUGUACUUUCCUCUCUUAUCGUCUCUCCCCACAUUCGUAUCUUCUUCCUCAUAUCAUCAUCAUGGUGCAUUCAAAGAAGUUCAGAGGCGUCAGACAGCGUCACUGGGGCUCCUGGGUCUCCGAAAUUCGCCACCCGCUCCUGAAGAGGAGGGUGUGGCUGGGGACAUUUGAGACGGCGGAAGAAGCGGCGCGAGCGUACGAUCAAGCUGCCAUUUUGAUGAGUGGUCGGAAUGCUAAGACCAAUUUCCCGAUAACCCAGACUCCGGACGGUGAUCCAAAGGCGGCUGUGGCGGCCUCGGCCACCGAUCAUAGCAAGGCAGGGGCGGCGAGGGAUCUGGAAGAGAUUCUGCGCGCGAAGCUGAGGAAAUGCGGGAAGCUUCCGUCGCCGUCCAUGACUUGCCUGAGGCUGGACACCGAGAACUCCAAUAUCGGAGUGUGGCAGAAACGUGCCGGCCAGCGUACUGAUAGCUCCAACUGGGUGAUGACAGUGGAGCUGGGAAAGAAGACCAAUAGCAACAGCAACAGUAAUGAAGCGGAGAAAACGACGUCGCCGUGGACGUGCGAUGAGCGUGCAACCUCAGAAGGAAAUGAAGUGGUCAUGGAAGGAGGAGGAGGAGGGAUGAACGAGGAAGAAAGAAUAGCACUGCAAAUGAUCGAAGAACUUCUUAACAGAAACUGUCCAAGUCCUCCAGGACCUUCAUUUCACGAUAUGGUUGAAGAGGACCAUAACCAUGCUUAUGCUGAAGGCUUUCUCUUUUGACAUUAUGGUGUUUGGGACAAGAACAAAAAGGUGGGUGAUGAUUAAUUUCUUAUAUGAAUAUUAAUUAAUUGCUAUAUAUGCAUAUAGGUUUAUAUUUUAUAUAUAUAUAUAUAUAUAUAUAUAGGUAGCUCUAAGGCGAGGAGGUUAAUUAUAUCAGUUAUGACAAGAAACAGGACGGGGUGUGAAAUUUGGAAACUAUAAGGAAGCAGAAUAAGGCAUACAUACGAAUAUAUGUUAAUUUGUAUGUUUGAAAUUGUACGUACGAGGAAAGUUGAAUUUGUGGGAGUAUAUAUACGGAGCAGAAUAAACAGGAAUAUUAUAUACACAGAGAUGCUGUCCAAUUGCAAUUGUACGUACAAGAAUACACUUUCAACUGGUGUGUAUAUGAAGCAGCGUUAUACAAUGAAAAGGGUUUCUAAUACCUUCUUAUGUAUUUAUAUAUCUUCUUGUCAA